Molecule: messenger RNA, 1662 nt
Organism: Desarmillaria tabescens
Lineage: Eukaryota; Fungi; Basidiomycota; Agaricomycetes; Agaricales; Physalacriaceae
Exons: 10
Coding region: 1-1662 (553 amino acids)
Source: RefSeq, a predicted model, not a curated record
AUGGAAGACGGCAACAGCGAGCAGAACCGUAUGUUGCAAGUAAUACUUCGGUCACAUCAGCUCGGACAUUCCAUCCCAUGCCCACGGAAACAACUCGCUCUCUCUUUCGUUGAAUGUGACGUGCAGCACCUUCUUGCUCAAAUCAGUGUUCGCCUCCCCUUCUACUGCAAUCCAACCUCUCUUAUUCGGACGAGCCAUUGUAACAUCCAGCCACAGCCAUCGCGCAAGUGGAUGUAUCCUAGCGUUGGACGGACCGACGGGGAGUACCUGGAAUGUAAUCAAUCGAUAUGGACCAGUAGCAACCAACCCGGUAUAGCCGAUUCUCAGCAGCUCCCAUCCCACCUCGCCGCACUUGUGGCCGUCCUCGCAAAUACCACACUCUUGAAGAGAAAGCUGCUGCACAUGCACUGUCCCAGCAGGGGUAUUAUGAACGGAAUCGCGACACUCUCUGUCGUCGGGGCCGUCGCCGUUAUGCCGACUGUAGUGAUAACCCAGAAUGCAGUCGUCGAAAAGUCAUUCGCUCCCAACCUCAAUGACCACGGGGUCGAGGUGGACCUACGACUCCAGAAUAAGGCACCUACCCCGGACGACUGGAAACGCUCCCUCAACAAAAUCUGGCGUAAACUUGCGGCACGGCUGGACAACCAAUCCUCACUCUCCUUCACUGCUAAAACCUAUGCCUACGCUGUUGAUUCCCAAACCGCAGAUGCUGCCGCCGCCAUCAGUAAAGCUCUUGAACCUUUCAACAGCCUUCAAUCGCGUGGAGACUACAUCGCCACCCAAAUUUAUCACCAGAUGAGGUGUACCGAUUUAUGGAGAGAAGCGACAAAUAUCACUGCAGAAGUGAAGGAGGUUGUAGAUUUAUUACAGGAUCUCCUCUGUUCGGCACUCUCAGGCUUCUCUGUUGUUGACCAGAGCAUCAUCUGGCCUUUUUUGGGUUUUUGGGUCCGUGUUUGCGUCGUCACUCGCUGGGUGCUGUUUGAAUCCAAUGUCCCCUCUCAGAAUUACUUCGCAACCCUCUUCUCAGGCCUUUGCAUGGAAGAUAACGAUGACAUCAAUGUGUGGGGUCUUCGUCCUCGCCCGCGACGCAAGCCUUCCCCCAUCAUCGACGCUCGGAUGCAGCACACACUGGAAGAGCACCUUGAAAUCUAUCUUCGUUCGAUCCACGACGAGCAAAUGGAUUAUUUCUGGACGUGGUUCAUGGACAUGUGGGCUAAAGUAUACCCCCAGUCCUUCACGGCUUCGUGGGAGAAGGGAUACGUGGCUAGCUAUGAGCGACUCGAGAGUCGUUUGGAUAUGAUGGGCGGAUAUGAUGCCAAGGAGGAACUGGAUCGGUUCUAUCGCCUCGCAGCCAUGGAGAGCGCAAGUGAUUCAGAUUCGUCUGCCCCCAGCGAGAUGGCUACCUCACACACUGCCAGUUCGACGCUACCAUCUGAUGUACUCGGGGCCGAUGAUGGGUAUGAUGAGCAUGCCAGUGACACUACACAGAGAGUUCAAAAGCAGCGCGCAGGAUGGGACUUGCGUAGAAAAGCAGUGAGCAGGGUAUUUGCCUGGCAUGCAUUGGUCUGGGUCAAUGGCACCGAUCCUACAUCAGAAUGGGAGCGUCUUGAUGUCGAUGCCUGGGUGGAAGCUACCGAGUACGACCAGUUAGAUGCACCAUAA